This is a messenger RNA of Rotaria sordida, 384 nucleotides long. NCBI's taxonomy places the organism in Eukaryota, Metazoa, Rotifera, Eurotatoria, Philodinida, Philodinidae. The record is from the annotation of a GenBank genome assembly.
AUGCAUUCAUUUCGUGAUGUAAUCUUAGAUGAUAUUUUGAGAGAAAAAUUCCGUAAAUUUCUCCAUACUGUAUUUAAUGCAGAGCCAACUUAUGUAAUUUUUAAUUAUAUCAAUCGUGCUGUUCGAAAUUCUGCCAAUCAGAAUGAUCACGAUAUUUAUCGAGAUUUACAACAUGCUCUUAAAACAAGACAAUUUGCUUUUAUUCGAGGUCUAUGGACACUUAUUAAACAAAUCAUACAAUUACGAAUACAAAUAAAAGAUCUCAUACGACAACAAAUUACUAUCUUCAAACAUUUAGGAUACUGCAGAAUGAUCAAAAAUAUAGUUAGCAUAGGUGAUGGUGAUCGAUGUAUUGGUGAUUUACGUCAAAAUAUACAAAAUUAA